UCUCUACUCAUGCUAAUCAGAAGCAGCCCUCAGCUCCAUACCCCAAUGUACCUUUUCCUCUGCCAUUUGGCCUUUGUAGACAUUGGGUACUCCUCAUCAGUCACCCCUGUCAUGCUCAUGGGCUUCCUCAGGAAAAGAAUUUUGAUUCCUUUUUCUGGUUGUAUAGCCCAACUCUGUUUUGGGGCAACAUUUGGGACAGUUGAGUGCUUCCUGCUGGCUGCCAUGGCCUAUGAUCGUUAUGUGGCCAUCUGUUCACCCCUGCUCUACUCCAGCCACAUGUCCCCCAAGGUCUGCAUUCUCUUAGUGGGAGCUUCCUACCUGGGUGGCUGUGUAAACGCUUGGACAUUCACUGGGUGUUCAUUAAGUCUGCCUUUCUGUGGACCAAAUAAGGUCAAUCACUUUUUCUGUGACUAUUCACCACUUUUGAAGCUUUCUUGUUCUCAUGACUUUACUUCUGAAAUAGUUCCAGCUAUCUCUUCUGGUUCCAUCAUUGUAUUCACUGUGUUUGUCGUUGCUCUCUCUUACAUCUACAUCCUCUUCUCAAUACUGAAGAUGCGCUCUGCAGAGGGGCGGCAAAAAGCCUUCUCCACUUGCACCUCCCAUCUCACUGCAGUCACCCUUUUCUACGGGACCAUUACCUUCAUUUAUGUGAUGCCCAAGUCCAGCUACUCCAUGGACCAGAAUAAGGUGGUGUCUGUGUUCUACAUAGUGGUGAUCCCCAUGUUGAAUCCCCUCAUCUACAGCCUCAGGAACAAAGAGGCCAAAGAAGCCAUGAGAAAAUUAUUGUCUAGAGCUCAUUGGUGGGCCUAA
Octodon degus (degu) is the source of this 810-nucleotide messenger RNA. RefSeq names its product olfactory receptor 480-like. The record is from RefSeq and is a predicted model, not a curated record. The transcript is spliced from 2 exons. The coding region runs from base 10 to 810 and encodes 266 amino acids. Gene Ontology annotation, molecular function: odorant binding; olfactory receptor activity; G protein-coupled receptor activity. Lineage: Eukaryota; Metazoa; Chordata; Mammalia; Rodentia; Octodontidae. Gene Ontology annotation, cellular component: membrane. Gene Ontology annotation, biological process: sensory perception of smell; G protein-coupled receptor signaling pathway.